Trichoderma harzianum CBS 226.95 is the source of this 984-nucleotide messenger RNA. RefSeq lists its product as hypothetical. Lineage: Eukaryota; Fungi; Ascomycota; Sordariomycetes; Hypocreales; Hypocreaceae. Bases 137 to 517 code for a protein of 126 amino acids. The record is from RefSeq and is a predicted model, not a curated record. The transcript has a single exon.
CCGUGACCUGGACCAUGACCUUGACCAUGACUCUCCGCAAACAAAGUGAGACCAGGCCUGUCGCUCGUCAAUUAUAUCUCGCAACCCUCAAAGGCGUCGAUUGAAGCAGCCAACGAAUCGAGGCCGCGAUGCCACGAUGCCCGCGACUGCACCAGCACGCCGCCGAGCAGUUCGUGCUGCUGAGUCUGGCCGAGCCAACAUCUCCACCACGCCUUGCCCGUCCAAGCAAGCCCGUUCGAACGCUCACGAUGUCGACGCUGCUCGCACCUAUCAGCGCCAUUCUUUGAGAGCACGGGGAGACGCUUUGCCGCACCACCAGCGAGACGCUACCGGCCGGCCCCCCACACUCGAGUCUCACUGCGCGCAAAGCAAAAACCCCCAACCUGCAAAGCCUACAAACCUCCAAAGCCCCGGGCUGGCUGCAUCUCCACCGGACGGGGCCUCUCACGGAGCCGGCUGCGCUGAUUGGACCGAGUCGGCGAUAGAGCCGUCUUCUUGGAAAGCUACUGCGCACUAGAGCGCCAGAUGGCCUCUCAAUCACAAGCACGAGCAACACAUGCAAAAGCCCAGCUUGGAGAUGGGAUCUUCGCGUGGCCUUUUACCACAUAGGGCCCUUGCAUGUCAUGGUUCCUUAGCCUUGGUCGUGUGCCUUUGAUGGUUACGUCGCGUGGUGGUUCUGCUGCAUUGAGAGUCCAUUUAAUACAUCCUCGCCCGCACUUUUUUCCCCAUUUCUCUUCCCCAUUCUCGCAAUCGUCACUGGGUUGGUCCUACUGUACUUGGCAGGACAGCUCUUUUUUUCUUCUGUUGUGGUUUCUCUAGUGACCACAGCUGUUUCUCCUCUGGUUGCUUCCUUUUUGUUUUGUCUUCCCCCACCGGCCUGAUAAACCCUCUGUCGAGGUCCAGACCGCGCUCAGAAACCGGAAUCGACAAUUACCUACAAAACUUGCCCCUCCAUUCUCCUCUUCGGCAAAGUCCGUUUCGGGU